GGGCAGUGCGAUCAGAUGGCAGUUGCUGCGAAUGAAUGGUUAAAAAGCGAAGGAGAGUUGGUGUGGGGGAGUAGCCGGGCCGAGGAGGCAUCAGUAGAAUUGUAGCGCAUUCCUGGGCUCACUGUGCUGCCAGCAUCUGAUUAGAAGCAUACAGGAUCCGCCGGGCUGAGCUAAGCUAAGGCCGGAGGAGGAGGAGGAGGGAUAGAGGCAAACACAGCAGGGGGAGUCAGGAGGCAGCAGCAGCAGCAACGAGCAACUGUCACAUCCCGGCAGCGACCAGCGAGCAGCAACAUCCCAGCCGCAAAGUCGCGUGAACAUGAACUUCUGCUGAGCAUUUGGUGUUCCCCUGUCAUCUCUAAAGCUUGACUCUUAUUUAAUGAUCGUGACAUUGUGAGGCCGGCCUCCAGUCAUGUCUACUGAUGUAGAAACCAGCAGCAGCACCGCCCCUGAAGUAACACCACCCACGGCAAAGCCACCAUCCAAGAAGGAGAAGAAAAAAGGACCAGAAAAAACUGAUGAAUUCCUUUUGGCCAGAUUCAAGGGAGAUGGGGUGAGAUAUAAAGCCAAAUUAAUUGGCAUUGAUGAUGUCCCUGAAGCCAGAGGAGAUAAAAUGAGUCAGGACUCCAUGAUGAAGCUUAAGGGGAUGGCUGUGGCGGCUCGUUCUCAGGGACAACAUAAACAGAGAAUUUGGGUCAACAUUUCACUUUCUGGAAUAAAAAUCAUAGAUGAGAAAACUGGAGUAAUAGAGCAUGAAAAACCUGUUAAAAUUUUAUUUGCCGCGGCGGACCGCGCUUUGGGGUAUGUUGGAGCGGGGGAGCAGUUUUCAAAGAGGGGCCCGCAGGCCCAACCUUUGGUUUUCAACCCAAAAGAUUUCCAAGUCUUCUAAACACAAAAAAGAGGGGAUGAAGACAAGAAGAAGAACGAUGAAGGCAGUCAGCCAUUAGAGAAUGGAAGCGACGCCCUGCUCAGCAUUAACGAGGAAGUUGACAAACUAAAACUGGGUGUUGACCAGAUGAAUUUAUUUGGUGAUAUGUCCACGCCCCCCGACCUCCACAGCCCCACGGCAACAUCUGAUGAUUUGUUUGGGUCAGACAUCUUUCCAUCAAAUUCAGAGCCAACGUCAGCUGUAGGUCCUACUGCUCAGCCAAUCCCAGCGCCAACCAAUCCAUUGGAUCUAUUUAACACCUCAGGUCUCUCAUCAGCAACUGCCCCUGGAAGUCUUGGCACCUUGACAGUAAACUCAUCUCAUGCACAACAAUGGAAUCCCCAGCCUUUAGUUUUUAAUCAGCCUUCUGCAACACUUCACACUCCUGUAGUACAGCCUGGUUUUAGUCAGCAAAAUGUUCUUGGAGCAGCCUCAAUGACGUCAUGGAAUCAACCACCAGGUUUAAUAGCGCCGCCACCUAUGCAGAACACCACAUUGUGGAAUCAGCCUGUAUCAAUCCAGCCAAAUGUUUGGCCCCAACAAGGAGGCUUAAAUAACCCUUUCCAGGCCAAUAUGUUUGCGCAAAGACUACCUAUUUUGCCAUCCGCAUUAACAUCAUCAGGUCCUGCUCUCACAAGUCCUCCUCAGCCUCCCCCCAGGCCAGCGCCUCAAAAAGAGUCACCUAAGAAAGAAAGUGAUGCCUUCACUGCUUUAGAUCCACUUGGUGAGAAAGAGAAGAAGAGCGUUAAAGACAUGUUCAAAGACUAUCAGCUGACAAAGCCGCCCGCUGUUCCUGCAAGGCGAGGAGAACAUCUGCAAAACAACAAUUCCAACUCUUCUGGAGCUUUUAACAACUAUUUUACUACCAAAGUAGGAAUUCUCCAAGAGAGUGCCGAUCAUGAUGAUUUUGACAUUAAUCAACUCUCAUCUAGGAUUAAUGACCCACCAAAACCUGCCCCACGAAUACAUACACUAGCAGUGUCCAAGCCUGCUGAGGGUUUAUUCGACAAUCCCUUUGGUUCAGAUUCUUUCACUUCAUUACAAAACUCUAAAGCCACAGCACAUCAGUUGACAUCUUCUGAUCCAUUCAGGGAUCCAUUUGGGAAUCCAUUUGCUUAAGAAAGCUGCUACUGCAUUUCCAUAGACAAAACAACAAGCAAAAAUAUACAGAAGAUACUUGCCAUCCUCACUAUGACAUCUCAUCGUUUUCCAGUUUAUUCAUUGCCAAAUAAUUGCCCAGUAAUUCCCAUUGGUUUACAUCAAACUAAGGACAGUCGUAGUUUAACUCCCAACGCACCAUGUCUGGAAAUUCAAGACAGUUUUAUUCGAUAGUCACAUUUUCACUUGCAAGUGUUUGCGCUGGACGGCAAAAUAACGUUUGGAUAAUGCCAUGAACAUCCUGAAAAUGAUAUCCUUGAUGAAAUGCUUGGUGAUGUCAUCAGUUAUAAUCAGUGCUUAGUGAUGUCAUUUCUGUCACAUGACUCACUGAAGCUUGUGUAUUAUAAUAAAUAAUGUACUCUUUGUUGUGUAAUAUGAGGAGAUCAGAAGUCACCUUGAAGUUCCAUGUAUAUUUUACGACAGGAGGUACAUUAUUCACUAUAUAAUAAACACUUUAGAUGUCCAUAUCUCCUGAACAUACGGUAAUGACAGGAAGCUGAAGAACAAAACAAAGGGACCCCUUGUGCUGGAUCAUGCAUCAAGCUCACCAAAGAGAUCACGUGCAAUGCUUGGCAUACAUAAUGCAUGGUUCAGUUUUUAUCAGGUCUGUUUUUUUUGUUGUUAUGAUGUUUUGGGACAUGUCCAUCUGUUAUAUGGCAUUCAUGGGCUUGAACAUACACUUUUAAUGACAUCACGCUAGGCGAGCACAACCCUACAAAAAUGUCAUGUCUGAGAGUCUUGAAACUGAGUACUGGUUAAAGUGAUGUCAUAGAUGUUACUAUUUUAAUUUCCAUGUGAGAGCAGACGUAGAGAGACAUAACAUCUGAGCUUCAUCUGGAAUAAUUAGGUUCCCAGUAGCACUUUGUCAUGAGUUUGCCACCAAAUUACCAAAACCGCAUUUGAGAAAAUGCUAUUGAGUUGUAAAAAGUCAUGCACAUCUCAUUGACAUUAAGACAGUGAGACACAAACCAAUGAUUCUGCCAAACAUAAUUCCAAACUUGAUUGAGUACAUUUCCACCUCUAGCCCUCGGACCUUGGCUGGCCACCCCAACGUCUGUUUCACCGGAUUAUGACCAAAAGAAGACUCAUUGUGCAGCUGCCAUGUUUUUAUGACCUGGAGCAUAACGGAACUCUCUCUGAAACUGGAACUCGCUUCGUGAUUCCAUCUGAUGCAUAAAUACAUUUAAUAUAUUAUUAUCCACUUUCAAUCAUUUAGAAGCAAAAGAUUUAAUUUCCACGAUAAAUGGUGAUCCAUAUGGUGUUAUAAUAUAUACCUCAACUGGGAUUACUGGAACUGGAAGAGAACAGCAACAUGUGUUUUUAGCCAGGGCAAUAACAUCUUCCAGGAACAAAAAAGUUCUUUCCAAAGCAGCGGUGUCACCAAUAAAGAAUUUGCUCACCACCCGACAGCCAUUUUGGAUUUUGGUGGAUCUGAAAUAUACCUCCAGAACAUUAGGUACCAUUAUAUCGUACUGGAGCAGUCUGAUAGACUUUACAUUUAAUGAACAGGGAAGUGCAAGUAUCGCUAAUGUCUGGAUAUUACUGUCAUAGGAGAACUCAUCCUAAACUCUAUGGCCACAAGUUGGUUUUCAAGAUGGAUCGGUUCAGUCUUGACUGUUAAAAACCAAACCUUCUUUCUAGCCCUUUUUCUUUUUUUAGUUGAUCUGGUAUCAACUAUGAAACAUAAGAACGAUUUCCAUAGUCGUGCCUCAAUUCUUUUCAUUAUGAACUCAAACAAGUGAUCAGCUAGAAACGAAUCAAACACUAUUUACACUUGAUAAACUGAAAAAAAAACUAAUUUUGAAAGUGAUUUUUUUUUUUCUCCCAUCAGGUGGAAACCUGGAUACUUAUGCUAUCAAUGCACUUUUUUACUUUGUAAAACCAACCAAUCUAUGAGGUUUUUAAUAUGUAUUUUAUUUUCUUCUUCUGGAUCUAUGAAGGACCCUAUAAACAUACACUAUGCUUUUUGAUGUCUGUAUAAGCUCAGAUCUGUUCCUGUGAUGUAUUCAAUACAUUUCAAUAUGCUACAGAAUACACUAUUAAAGUUCCAUUGCCGUUA
Messenger RNA from Xenopus laevis (African clawed frog), 4142 nucleotides. RefSeq names its product Dab, mitogen-responsive phosphoprotein, homolog 2 S homeolog (gene dab2.S). Gene Ontology annotation, cellular component: clathrin-coated pit; cytoplasm. Gene Ontology annotation, molecular function: cargo receptor activity; clathrin-cargo adaptor activity. Gene Ontology annotation, biological process: receptor-mediated endocytosis; positive regulation of epithelial to mesenchymal transition; negative regulation of canonical Wnt signaling pathway. The record is from RefSeq and is marked predicted. NCBI's taxonomy places the organism in Eukaryota, Metazoa, Chordata, Amphibia, Anura, Pipidae.